This is a messenger RNA of Cucurbitaria berberidis CBS 394.84, 4122 nucleotides long. RefSeq lists its product as uncharacterized. The transcript has 6 exons. The record is from RefSeq and is a predicted model, not a curated record. Lineage: Eukaryota; Fungi; Ascomycota; Dothideomycetes; Pleosporales; Cucurbitariaceae. Bases 92 to 3925 code for a protein of 1277 amino acids.
ACGUUUUCCAUCUCAUUUUUCUUUUUCUUUUUUCCUUCUACUAUCUGUACACCGGUUUUGGAUUUUGGUGGAUCAUUCAUUCAUCAUAAUUAUGGCUUCUUAUCAAGCACAGUCGCAUUUUUCGUCGGCGGAGGAGCAUGGCAGUAGUCUUGUUAGACCUUGGGCCUCACAUCUAGUCCAGCGGAAGCAAGAUACCGGCGCCCGUCGGUAUUCAUGGAAACCCGCUUCAUUCCGCCUCGUUACUCUUCUUACUAUUACCUUGCUUGCAUGGGUUUUGAUUGCGAUUCUACAGAUCCUUCUCGUCCGCAGCCAGCGGGAUGGCGGUAUUAUUCUUAUGUCCUCCAUCGAUGACAUACCUUUCGCACAGUCAUUCUCAUACAAAUACUUGCCUACAAUCAUUGCGCUCGUUUUCAGCAUCUUUUGGAGCUGGAUCGAUCUUCAAGUCAAGAGAGUGGAGCCCUACUAUCAACUCAGCAAAAUAGCCGGAGUGUGGGGCAAAGACAGCUUGCUCUUGAGCUAUCCAUUCGACUUCAUGCCGUUCGUUCCCUUGAGUGCUUUCAGAAACAGGCAUUGGGCUGUGUUUUGGGCUGGCACGUCUAUGCUGUUCAUAACAUGGGGUGUUGUCCCAUUUCAAGCAGGUAUCUUUGCUACCGAAACCAUUUUGCGUACCACGCCUGCGGUCUUUUCUCGUUCCCUCGAUUUCAUUCCUGCUAGCAAACAAAAGGCCACAUUAACCAAUCGCUAUGUCCACUCUAGCCAUGGCAUAAUCUGGCUGAACGAGACUCUUCCGCCAUACAUGACAAGAGACUAUGUACUCGCACCUUUCAAGCUGCAAGAAGCUGAGACCGCUCUUGCAGUCAACCAAACGUGGACCUCAGAUACGACACUGUACAGUCUCGACAUGAAAUGCGAAGUCCCAAUGGUCCAGGUUAGAAAGGACGAGUACAAUAGGUUCUCAUCAGAGUACGUAAGCAGCAACGGCUGCAGUUCCCCUACGGAUCUUGCUACAAGUUUCGGCAACGAGACUAUUGGGCCUAAGCCGUCCUUGCAUGGUCAAUCAGUAUAUGACACUAAGGAGUUUGCGUCGUUAUAUAUCGGGUACUAUAGUACUGACACUUCCGACUAUUACUUGUCACAGGGAGGCAAGUGCCUAUCGAAUCACACUUUCAUGGCACUAUACACUCGUAACAAGAAUUCGGCCAAUGACCCGCCUCAAAACGUAACGAGACUCUAUUGUAUACCGUUCUAUUACCAGCAAGAUGUCACUGCUGUUGUUGAUGCUUCUACUCAACGUCCUCUCAAAAUAGAAGCGAAGAGCGAAAAGGUCCCGCUUCCUGCCGAGACGUGGGAUUCGAAGUUUUUUGAGGAUCAGAUGAACGGUGGUAAGCAAGAGCAGAUUCGCGAUACACUGCCACUCAAGUAUUGGCCCGAUCAACUGGAAACGCUUUCCACCGUGCCGCUGAGUUUAGCACCGGAGGGUCUAGCUCUCGUUACCAUGGCUGGGCUCGUUGUUGGCGCCUCUCAACGGUCGCUAGCAGACCUCUUGGACCCGGAAGCAUUACGGGCUGCGUAUGAAACCACUUAUCGCAUCAUAUUUGCAAGAUCUAUGGUCGAGAUCUUGGAUCAAAAAUUCACAAAUACGAGAACAGUGAAUGGAAGCACAGAGCAUAUGACCGCAGCGGUUGUGGUCGUUCCCGUGUUCACAUACCUUGUGGAGGGUCUCCUAGGGUUUGUAUCUCUAUGCAGCAUCGCCCUUAUUGUCAUCUCCAUUCGACGAAAAUGGAGCUUGCACUCGGAUCCCGCAACUAUAGCCAGUGUUAUGGCGCUGGUAGCCGAUAAUCCGACACUGUUGGGGGACUUCACCAAGCUCGAUGGUGCAAAUAAAGAACGUUUCGAGGAAAGUCUGAAAGACAAAAAGUUCCAGCUAGAAUACAAUGAAAGGGGCAACAUCAUUACCGAAGCAGACAGCUUCGACCCGCUCGAUCACAAUUCCCAUGGUAUAGUUCGCACCGAGUCUGAUGAAUCUCAACCCGCAAAGCCAAUACGACCGCGCGAAUUUCAGUCUCUCAUGGUAUUGCCUUUCGUCAGUCUGCUGAUCGCCCUCGCAAUUACUCUCGGUGUGCUAUUGCUGAAGAGUCAACCAUACGGCAUUGUCCGACCGUCGAGCAGAGCCAUCGUCCGACAACUCAUUGAGAAUUACAUACCCACUGCUAUAGCUACCUUCAUCGAACCCGUCUGGGUGUUGGUGAACCGCUUGAUGUGUAUGCUACAGCCGUUCGAAGAGCUCCGUGGAGGCAAUGCAACACCACAGAAAUCCAUUAACGCGGAUUAUAGCUCUCUACCACCGCAGCUUGUUAUCAUUAAAGCGCUUCGAUCGUCGCAUUUUAAGCUUGCUGCUGUUUGUACGAUGGCACUCCUGACUAAUGUCCUUGCCAUUGCCUUCUCUGGAAUGUUUGACGAGCGUUCUGUUAUAUUUCCGUACAGAGUACCACUACAGCCACCAUAUGAAACCAAGUUUGUGUCGAUCAACGGUACAGUCGGACCAGGUAUGUUGGAGCAGUCCGGUGCUUUUACUGGAGGCCUAGGCACGAACCAAUUCCUCGUUGCUGAAUCGAAUUAUACUGCUGGAACACCACUUCCGGCUUGGACAGGCAAUCAACUCUUUUUUGUUCCUUUCGCAGAUAAGGAGCUUUUGAAGUUAAAGGAAGAUGAAAGAUUGGAAGCGCGCACAACGGCUGUUGGCGCAGAACUGGACUGCCAGCAAAUCGACCCGCGGAAUUUGACAGCCAGUUGGUAUCGAGACUCACACAAUAGUGGCUCUACCUCGGAUGUCUCGGUGACAAUAGAUGGUGUAGCCUGCGAAAAAAAAGACAUUCGAACAGAAGACGGACCGGAAGGUGUUAACGGGGGACUCAAUCCAUAUUGCGAGGACGGUAGGACUAGUAUGGAGUUGGUAUUGCUCCCUCAGGCUCGCCAGAAUGCUUCGUUGGCCGAGCAGGACUUUUGCGCUCGGUUGGCUGUGUUUGGUUAUGUCCGAGAUGCUAACAUCUGUCGGCGAAAUACGACGACGUUCGAUCAGUCCAAUGCGUUAUUCGUCGGAUGUCGCACGAAAAUUGUCGCCGGCGAGGCCACUGUGCUCGUUGGUAACGAUGGGCGGGUGCACAAGGUAUCCCAGCUGGACACAUCAUCAGACCUCUCCUCAACUUUCACGGAACGACAUUUUAGCAACAAUGCAUCAAACCUUUUGCGACAAGGGAACACUUUUCUUCUCCGAUACCCUGGAGCGAGAUGGCACAACCAGUCAUUCGCCAGUGAGUUUAUGAAUUACUUCAUGUUCAAGCAAGCGAACAACAGUCGACUCAUAGACCCGAACCUACCUCUUCCGAGCCUGGAAGAAGUGACACGACAACUGUAUCCCGUCUACAGUAAGCUUUUCGCAAUAUGGCUUGGCAUAAACAGAGACAAGCUACUUGUCCCUCGAAAUAACGGCUCGUCUUUCACAAUAGAGGGGUGGAUACAUGAACGUCAGACUCGCAUUUUUCUCUCUAUGCCACUGUUCAUUAUUGCAGAAGCAAUUUUAGGCAUAUACACCAUCGUAGCAGUGUGCAUAUACCUUUGGCGACCGGGCCGCUUCCUACCGCGCAUGCCAACGUCUAUCGGCGCGAUCAUUGCAUUAUUCGCUGCGAGUCAAGCCGUGUGUGAUAUGCAUGGGACUAGUUUGCUGACAAGGAAGGAGAGGAAAAGGCACGUGGAAGGCUUGGGGACAAGGUAUGGGUAUGGGACGUUCGUGGGCGUUGAUGGGAGGUUGCAUCAGGGUAUCGAAAAAGAGCCACUUGUGAAUGCCGUGCCGGUGCUAGGCAUAGUUGAGAAGGUGCAAACUGGGUUUUCGCAGAAGAGUUUGGUGUUUAAGCGAAGUCGUAAUUGAGAUGGGUAUAGUUGUUCAAGGCCGUUUUACCUGAACAGCUUCAGCAUCAUUUUCACGAGAAUGGACUACAUUUCGCGUCCAAUAGAUCUGGACUUCUAGGAUUAAAGCUUAGGUAAAAAAAACGGUAGUAACGUCAUCAACCACAAAGCUUGGAAAGGUGCUCGCCAUACCGCUAGAUGCCAAUCAAAGGUGAAGUC